Molecule: messenger RNA, 4075 nt
Organism: Delphinapterus leucas (beluga whale)
Lineage: Eukaryota; Metazoa; Chordata; Mammalia; Artiodactyla; Monodontidae
Gene: MAP3K10
Product: mitogen-activated protein kinase kinase kinase 10
Biological process (GO): protein phosphorylation; positive regulation of apoptotic process
Molecular function (GO): ATP binding; protein binding; JUN kinase kinase kinase activity
Source: RefSeq, a predicted model, not a curated record
CGUUAGAGGCUCCGGACAGUAACCACCACUCACGCAGCUGCUACUUUUCGGUUUGCGAAGAGCGUCAGUCACCGUCAACCCCACCUUGGGCCGCGGCCCCCGCAGGGCCUGUGAGGAGCGCUCGGCCCUCUCCUCCUCUCCUCCUCCAGGCGUCCGGCCUACGGCGUCCCAGGGAGGGCCUGAGGCCAGGCUUAUCUCCCCGGGAGAAUUCCUUCGCCCACGCGCACUCCUCACUUCGGCCCGAGGCCCGCAGCCGGGCUCUGGAGGCUGGGGGACUGGGGACCGACCAGGAAGUCGCGCUGCCGGAGACUACAACUCCCAGGCGGCACCGCGGCACGGCGGCAGCGUGCACGUCACUCAGGCACUGCCUGCGGCCCCGGGAAGCGGCGCGGGCGGGGGCAGGGGCUGGGGCCGACCGGGAGCCCGAUGCUGAGGAUGGGGGCCGCCCGGCCGCCCCGCGCGUGAGGAGGCCGAGGGGCGCGCCACCCCGUCCUGGGGGGGGGGGGGCUCCGCCAGCCCCGCCCGCCCGGCGAUCGUGGCCCGGGAUGCGGAGCCGGGGGCCGCCGGUGGAGCUGCGCGGGGUGAGAGGCGCGGGGAAGGGGGCUGCCUGCUUCCCUCACCCUCGUCCCCCACCGGCGGACCCCGGCAGGAAUUCGGCAGCCGCGCGGCCAGGCCUUCUUAGCGCCCUGACGUUUAGGGGGGAGAGGUGAACCCGCCGCCCUUCCCCCACCCCACCCUGCCUGGACAGCUGAAUCAGAGGGGACAACCCUGCCCUUUUAAAGAGGCUUUUUCUUGCUCCUGCGGAGGGCCCCCCAGCCAUGGCCCCCAGGAGCCCCCUAGAACCCGCAGGGACUGCCCCCCAUCCUGGCCGCCGGGGCCCGCCCUCUGCAUCCCGCGGGCAGCCUGUGUGAAGCGGCCUCCCGCAGCCCCUGGCCCCACCCCCAUGGAGGAGGAGGAGUUGGGGGCGGCCAAGGAGUGGGGCACGACCCCCGCGGGGCCCGUCUGGACCGCAGUGUUCGACUACGAGGCGGCGGGCGAGGAGGAGCUGACCCUGCGGAGGGGCGACCGCGUCCAGGUGCUUUCCCAGGACUGUGCCGUGUCGGGCGACGAGGGCUGGUGGACCGGGCAGCUACCCAGCGGCCGUGUGGGCGUCUUCCCCAGCAACUACGUGGCCCCUGGCACCCCCGCCGCGCCCGCGGACCUCCAGCUGCCCCAGGAGAUCCCCUUCCACGAGCUGCAGCUGGAGGAGAUCAUCGGUGUAGGGGGCUUUGGCAAGGUCUAUCGGGCCCUGUGGCAUGGCGAGGAGGUGGCGGUCAAGGCCGCCCGGCUGGACCCUGAACGGGACCCAGCGGUGACAGCAGAGCAGGUGCGCCAGGAGGCCCGGCUCUUCGGAGCCCUGCAGCACCCCAACAUCAUUGCCCUCAGGGGCGCCUGCCUCAGCCCCCCACACCUCUGCCUGGUGAUGGAGUAUGCCAGAGGGGGCGCACUGAGCAGGGUGCUGGCAGGGCGCAGGGUGCCCCCUCACGUGCUGGUCAACUGGGCUGUGCAGGUGGCCCGGGGCAUGAACUACCUACACAAUGAUGCCCCUGUGCCCAUCAUCCACCGGGACCUCAAGUCCAUCAACAUCCUUAUUCUGGAGGCCAUCGAGAACCACAACCUCGCAGAUACGGUGCUCAAAAUCACAGACUUCGGCCUCGCCCGUGAGUGGCACAAGACCACCAAAAUGAGCGCUGCGGGGACUUACGCCUGGAUGGCUCCGGAGGUUAUCCGUCUCUCCCUGUUCUCCAAAAGCAGUGACGUCUGGAGCUUCGGAGUACUGCUCUGGGAGCUGCUGACGGGUGAGGUCCCCUACCGUGAAAUCGACGCCUUGGCCGUGGCAUAUGGUGUGGCUAUGAACAAGCUGACUCUGCCCAUUCCCUCCACAUGCCCCGAGCCCUUUGCCCGCCUACUGGAGGAAUGCUGGGACCCAGACCCCCACGGGCGGCCAGAUUUUGGCAGCAUCUUGAAGCAACUUGAAGUCAUCGAACAGUCAGCCCUGUUCCAGAUGCCGCUGGAGUCUUUCCACUCGCUGCAGGAAGACUGGAAGCUGGAGAUUCAACACAUGUUCGAUGACCUCCGGACCAAGGAGAAGGAGCUCCGUAGCCGCGAGGAGGAGCUGCUGCGGGCGGCGCAGGAGCAGCGGUUCCAGGAAGAACAGCUGCGGCGGCGCGAGCAGGAGCUGGCCGAGCGUGAGAUGGACAUCGUGGAGCGGGAGCUGCACCUGCUCAUGUGCCAGCUGAGCCAGGAGAAGCCCAGGGUCCGCAAACGCAGGGGCAACUUCAAGCGCAGCCGCCUGCUCAAGCUGCGAGAAGGCAGCAGCCACAUCAGCCUGCCCUCCGGCUUUGAACAUAAGAUCACAGUCCAGGCCUCUCCAACCCUGGACAAACGGAAAGGAUCAGAUGGGGUCAGCCCGCCCGCAAGCCCCAGCAUCAUCCCCCGGCUGAGGGCCAUUCGCCUGACUCCUGUGGAUGGUGGUGGAGGUAGCAGCAGUGGCAGCAGCAGUGGUGGCAGUGGGACGUGGGGCCGCAACAGUGGACCCCCAAAGAAGGAAGAACUGGUUGGGGGCAAGAAGAAGGGCCGGACCUGGGGGCCCAGCUCCACGCUGCAGAAGGAGCGGGCUGGAGGAGAGGAGAGGCUGAAGGCCCUGGGAGAAGGAAGCAAACAGUGGUCAUCAAGUGCCCCCAACCUGGGCAAAUCCCCCAAACACACUCCCAUCACCCCAGGCUUUGCUAGCCUCAAUGAGAUGGAGGAAUUCGCGGAGGCGGACGGAGGCAGCAGCGUGCCCCCCUCGCCCUACACCACCCCGUCCUACCUCACGGUGCCGUUGCCCAGCCAGCCCUCUCCCGGGGCGCGGGCGCCGUGGGAGCCAACGCCGCCCGCCCGGCCCGGGCACGGCUCCCGGCGGCGCUGUGAGCUCGCGCUGCUGGGCUGCGCCACGCUGCUGGGCGCCGUGGGCCUGGGCGCCGACGUGGCUGAGGUGCGCUCGGCCAACGGCGAGGAGCCGCGGAGCUGGCUCGAUGGCCUCUUCUUCCCCCGCGGCGGCCGCUUCCCGCGGGGCCUCAGCCCACCCGGGCGCUCCCCGAGCCGCCGCGAUGACGCGGCCCCCAGCCCGGGCCUGGCGCCCUCGGCCACCCUCGUGUCGCUGUCGUCCGUGUCCGACUGCAACUCCACGCGUUCGCUGCUGCGCUCCGACAGCGACGAGGCCGCGCCGGCCGCGCCCUCCCCGCCGCCCUCCCCACCCGCACCCGCGCCCAGCACCAACCCCCUGGUGGACCUGGAGUUGGAGAGCUUCAAGAAGGACCCCCGCCAGUCACUCACGCCCACCCACGUCACGGCCGCGCGCGCUGUGAGCCGCGGGCACCGGAGGACGCCGUCAGACGGGGCGCUGGGGCAGCGGGGGGCGCCCGAGCCCACCGGCCCUGGCCUUGGCCCUCGAGAUCCUCUGGACUUCCCCCGCCUGCCCGACCCCCAGGGCCUGUUUCCCACCCGCCGUCGGCCCCCCGAGUUCCCUGGCCGUCCCACCACCCUGACCUUCGCCCCACGACCCCGGCCAGCUGCCAGCCGUCCCCGCCUGGACCCCUGGAAACUGGUCUCCUUUGGCCAGACACUCAGCAUCUCUCCUCCCAGCAGGCCGGACACUCCGGAGAGCCCCGGGCCCCCCAGCAUGCAGCCCACGCUGCUUGACAUGGAUAUGGAGGGGCAGAGCCAGGACAGCACAGUGCCCCUGUGUGGGGCCCACGGCUCCUUCUGAGGCCUGCCCACCACCGCCCGCCUGGGCAGCCAUGAAUGUAGCGCCCCAGGCCCCGCCCCAGCCCACCGUGCCACAAGGCAGGGGAGGCCCUGGGCAGGAUACUCACUCUAUUUAUUGGGGAAGGGGGGGGAGGGAGGGCAAUUAAUUUAUUCCUUUGUACCCGGGGGUGGGGGGGCCCUGUGCCUGCCCGGGGGGGGGGGGGGGGGUGGGCAGGGAUACUCAGGGACAGGGCAUCAUGGGGGAUUCGGCACAAAAUGCAGCAUUAAAGGUAACCCCUGCCCCCUA